This is a messenger RNA of Ostrea edulis (European flat oyster), 3762 nucleotides long. RefSeq lists its product as uncharacterized. Bases 239 to 3625 code for a protein of 1128 amino acids. NCBI's taxonomy places the organism in Eukaryota, Metazoa, Mollusca, Bivalvia, Ostreida, Ostreidae. Gene Ontology annotation, biological process: proteolysis. The record is from RefSeq and is a predicted model, not a curated record. The transcript has 27 exons. Gene Ontology annotation, cellular component: membrane. Gene Ontology annotation, molecular function: signaling receptor binding; zinc ion binding; metalloendopeptidase activity.
AUAUAGAAACAGCUAUGAUCGACAGCUGUACGAACAUACGAACCUUUUAAAGACCCUAUUUUGAAUAUUGGGACUUGAUUAUUAUUUUUUUUUCAUACUUUCAAACUUAGAAGAAAAAGAUAGUAACAAUAGAAUUCUAUAACUUUAACCGGUUCAUUUGACUUAUUGAGCUGUGAUUCUAUAAAACGACCCACUGUCGCUAGGAAGCUUUACUCUCCCCCGAGUAGUCGACGAGAAGAUGAGCAGGUUCCUGAUUCUUCUGAUAAUCCUAGCGGUGUUCAUUCACUUCUCUCUCUCAGAGAAGAAAGCAAAAGAUAAAGGAAAAAACAAGACGGUAUCGGACGAAUUUAAGAAAGACAAGAAUGAGGAGAAGAAGAAACAUGACAAUGGGAAGAGAAAAAGAGGAAAGGAAGAUGAAAUAGACGAUGAGAAUAUUGAACCAAACGAUCCGUACAUGCAGCUUCUACUCAGUAUGGGGGUGGGAGUAGAUGGAGUCAUUAAGCACCCAAAGGGGUUACAUCCCGAAAAUUCCAAGAUUCUGAUGGAAGAAGGUUUAGAUAAGAUUGUGGAGCGGCAGAGAUACACCGAUAAAGAGGGCAGGCGAAACAAGAGAAACCAGAGACGAGGAAAAAGGAAUUUUGGACCUGGCACACAGAAUUGGCCGAGGGGUAUCGUUCCGUUUAUAUUUGAUGCAAAUCUAGUGGCAAACAGAGAAUCGUUUUUGAAGGGUGUUGAGUUGUUUGAUAACCUGACCUGUAUUCGAUGGAAGCCGAAGUCACCGGAAGUGGAGACGGAAGUAGGCCACGCGGGAUACGUUCGUGUUCUAAACGGGGGUGGAUGUAGUUCAGGACUGGGUUUCUAUGGCGAUGAUGAACACCAUAUUACUCUGGCGGAACCCGGAUGUGGAUCAGUGAGGAUAGCUGUACAUGAAAUGCUACACAGACUCGGACAAAGACACGAACAAUCGCGGAAAGAUCGGGAUCAAUAUGUCAAUAUUCAAUGGGAAAACAUCCAUCCGGGAACUGAGUACAACUUUUAUCGGCGAAUGACGUACAAUCGUAACCCGUAUGACUUUGGAAGCGUGCUGCAGUAUGGGUUGACGGAUUUCGGAAAUGGAAAUCCAACAAUAGAACUGAGAGACGAAAACCUUAAGUUCUUGGAGUACCCGGAUGAUCACGUCUUUUCUUUCUAUGAUUUGAAGGAUGUUUUGGAUCAAUAUGGAUGCACAUCCCAUUGUACAGCGCCCCCUGUCUGUCAGAACUCCGGAUACGUUAAUAUCAAGUGUCAGUGUACCUGUCCGAUUGGAUUCACCGGGGAUUUAUGUCAAACGAUUGUCACAGAUCACGAUUGCGGUGGUUAUAUCGAUUUGGAGGAAUAUGGUGUAAUGGAAGCAUCUGUCACAUCUCCUAAUUAUCCGCACCAAACUGGUCAGGGGAAAAUAUGUAGAUGGGUUGUAAAGGGUCCUGUGGGUUACAUCAUUAAGAUGACGAUAGAUGGUCUCCACAUGGCUUAUAACCCGGACACACUCCGAUGUUAUCACUGGCUGGAAAUACAGUACAACCUUCCGGGACAACCAGGAAUAAGACGCUGUGGAGAUAUCGUGGAUGAGACAUUUUAUACAUCUCGUGAUUCACCUUCGUUGAUGAUUCUUACCAUGGACACUAAAUUCGCAGGCAGUAGAACAACACACAAAGGAUUCAAACUUCACCUGGAAAAACAAAGAGAAGUGUGCAGGGACAGUCUCUGUAAAUACGGAGUGUGUUUUCCAACGGAAGUGACGGCAUGCCAGUACAAAUGUGUGUGCCAGAUUGGAUACACCGGGGAACACUGUGACCAAGUCAUAGACGAUGCACAACUUAAGUGCACUUUUGAAAGAUUUGAGAAGUGCUUCUUCGACAACAUUCAGGGAGGAGAUGACUUUGAAUGGGGUUUGGGUUUUAGACACACAAUAUCCAUGGGAACGGGUCCCGAGGAGGCCUAUAAAGGCGAGAGAUUCCUUUUUACUGAGAUGUCGUCACCGAGAAAACCGGGCGAUAGAGCUGUGAUACAGACUACAGUACCCCUACCAGCAAAAGCUGGUUGCCUCUCCUUUGCCUACAACAUGUUUGGUCGCCAUGUCAACAAAAUGACUUUGUUUGCUGAGGGGACAAACACAACCAAAACCUCACUCUGGUCACAAGAAGGAAACCAGGGUUCUGAUUGGUUGAUAGCCAAAGUGAAUGUACCAGGAACGGAGGGGUUAAAGCUCUCCUUUGAGGCCAUCACAGGAGAUUCCUGGGACAGCGAUACAGCACUGGACGAAAUCACGUGGGAAGUUGGACAAUGUGGUGCCAAUAUCAAAGAUUGUAUAGAAACAGGAAAAGAGUACGAGGGUACACACGAUCACACGAAAAGUGGCAUCACAUGUCAAGCAUGGUCAGCUAAUAAGCCGCAUGUGCCUAAUUCAAGAUACGCCUACCUUGCUACUGAGUCCAACUAUUGUCGGAUCGCUGAUGAGCCUGCGCCUUGGUGCUACACCACAGACAACAAGACACGAUGGGACUGGUGUGACGUGCCCUACUGCAUAUCGACUGAAUGUAUGUACACACCUAAAGGACUAGACUAUACCGGAACUGUGAGUCACACUCAGACCGGAAUACCGUGUCAAAGAUGGGAUUCACAGACCCCCCACCCUCACAGCUUAAACAAUCUGUACAAGGACGAGAACUACUGUAGAAAUCCGGACGGGAGUAUGGGUCCCUGGUGUCACACCCAGGACCCAGACAUACGGUGGGAUCUCUGUGACGUACCCAAAUGUGAGAAGAUAGAGAGCAGGGAGUGUCUUAUAACGGGCAGAGGAUUGGAUUAUGCUGGACAACAAAGCGUAACAAUUUCCGGUAAAACAUGCUUACCUUGGAACGACGAGGCAAUGAGUGACGAUUCCAAUUACUGUAGAAAUUCGGAUUUAUCCUCCAAGCCUUGGUGUUACGUACAGGGAGAAACCGGACCGGUUACGGAAUAUUGCGACAUUCCACUCUGUGAAAACUCGCCAUGCUUUCCAAACCCAUGUAAGAACAGAGGAUAUUGUGAGGUCAAGGACUCUUCCUACAAUUGUACCUGUCUGGACGGAUUCAAGGGAGAUAACUGUGAAUUAGAAGACCAAGUUGGAAUAGCUGAGUGUAAAAGAACUGAGAACGGAUGGGAUUAUAAUGGAAAAAUCCACGUGACAACAUCGGGGCGGAUAUGUCAGGUGUGGGCUUCCCAGUCUCCUCACAGCCAUGGAACGGGAACAGAUCUACCGGAAAACUAUUGCAGGAACCCGGAUGGUGAACCAUCACCCUGGUGCUAUACCACAGACCCAUAUGUGCGAUACGAGCUGUGCGAUAUCCCUGAUUGUGUCACACCCCCACUAGAGUGUCUCACUAACUCGGACCCCACAGGGAAAUUUUACUUUGGAACACAGAAUGUCGCCAGCACUGGGGAUGUGUGUCAGAGAUGGGACAGUCAGUCACCACAUACUCACGGAAAUGGUCAUCUUAGUGACCAAGGUAAUUACUGCCGAAAUCCGGAUGGCGGAAGUGCCCCAUGGUGUUACACGGUGAACCCGGACGUUCGUUGGACUAACUGUGACGUCCCGCAUUGCUGAUGCUAAAGACUGUUUACAACCUAAUGAAAUGAAGAAAAAAAUCAGACUUUUGGUGUAAUAAUACGUUUAACAUUUUCAAAAAAUCAGACUUUUGAUGUAAUAAUACGUUUAACAUUUUCAAUAAAUUAUAAACCUUC